GAUAAAAGUAUCACUAGAAUAUUUAACAUGAAAAUUGUUUAUCAAAAGGAAGAAAACAUUUAAACAAUUAUAUAAUUAUUAAAAAAUUAUAAUAUUCAUUAACAUGUUAACAACUGCAUUAAAUUUUCUUACGGAUAAACGUAAACGAUUUCAUCGUUCCGAUACAAUGCCAGCUUUUACAAAUGAUUCAAAUUUCUUUAAAUUAACUUCGGAUAAUCAAAUUAUUGAAAAUGACAAACAUUUAAUUAUAGACAAAGAAAGUGAUAAUCACAAUAAUAAUGAUGAUAAUAAUAUUAAUAAUAGUAAUAAUGAUGGAAUAACUUUUACUAAUAUUCCUAAAAGAGAUAUUAAUCAUUAUCAAGGUGAAAUAUUAAUGGAUAAAAGUAUUAAUUAUCAAAAUGAAUUACCAUCAUCAACAUUAAAAAGUUAUACACAUGAAAAAUUAUUUGAAAAUAAUGAUACUAAUGAUGCAGAUGAAGAUGAUGAUGAUGAAUGUGGUGAUGAUAAUGAUAAUGAAUACAAUACUAAUCUUGUAAAUUUUCCUUCAUUAACAUUAAAUGAUAAAUAUUCUAUAGAAAAUAUAAAAAUACCAUAUAAACAACAUUUAUCAGUUGGUAACUUAGAUAAAUAUCAAUUUUUAGAUCUUGAAACAAAUUUAUAUCGUCAUGGUAAAAAUUAUUUGAAUAAUUCUAUUAAUGAAAUUAUUUCACGUCGUUUAUCUCAUGGUUAUAGUUUAAGUAAUAUACAAGUUUUAUCAGAUAAUACAAGUUUAAAAAGUGAUGUUUCUUCAUCAGUUACAUUUUCAAAAAAAACAUUUCAUGAUAUACAUCAUAUUACUAAAGAUAAAAAGACAAAUCAUUCAUCUAAAUAUAAAAAAUUUGAAAGUACUAAAUCAUUACGUUAUCCAUCUGAAUUAAAAGAAUCACAUAUUUUUAUUUCUAAUAAUUCUAAUAAAGAACAAAUUAUAGAAUCAACUAAUAAAAUAUCAAGUAAAUCAAAAGUUGCUAAAAUGCGUGCAAGAGCAGUUGCAAAAGUAGCUAAAGGUAAAUUAAAACGUUCAAAAAGUAGUGCAUAUAUGUCAAGAUAUUUUCAAGAAUUCAAUUCAAAUGAUAAUGAUAAUAAUAUAAGAGGACGUUCAUCUAGUACACAUCGUAAUAGUGAUAUAAAUUUUAAAGAUAAUCAAUUUAUACAACAAUUAUCUGAUAAUAAAAUAUAUUCUAGUUUAGUUAAAAAUUGGAUUGAUAAAACACCACGUUUACGUACAGAUAUAUCACCACAAAAUAUUAUAAAUACAAAUCAUAAUUAUGAAAUAAUAAAUAUAAAUGAAUAUUUUGAAGAACUUGUAAAUAAAUCAAAUACUUAUAAAUUUCAAAUUAUAAAUGCACAAGAUUAUUCUAAUCCACAACAUGAAAUCACUGAUAUUAUUCAUAAAUUAAAUGAUGAUAAUAAUAAUAAUACUGAUGAUAAUCCUAAUCCUAAUAAUAAUAAUAAUAAUAAUAUCGCUAUUUCAAAUAAUAAUUCUAUUGCCAAAAUUUUAUUCAAUCGUAAUUAUACUACUCAAAUACAAAAUAUAAAUAAUAUCAAAACAAAUCGUUAUUCCGUUGUAAAAAAAUUACGUAGAAAUAAUUCAAGUAUUACAUAUUCUAAUGAUCAAUUAUUAACUAUUAAAUCACAUAAUGAUCAUACAAUUAUAACAACUAAUUCAACUGCUGGUGAUUUAUUACUUCCUAUAAAUAAUUAUCCAUUUAAUAAUUAUAAUUUAAUAAAAAAUGAUAAUGAUUUAAUAAAAAAUUUAAUUGAACAAUUAUUUAUCAUGAUAAAACAUAAUGAUUAUAAUCAAUUUUUUAAAUUAUAUAAACAAUUAAAAAAAUUAAAUCAUAUACAAUUAAAACAAAUUCAUAUAGCAACUAAUGAAUAUGGUUUAACAUUAUUAGAUUAUGCACAAAUUAAUUCAUCAUUUAUAUUAUUAUCAUAUUUAUUAAUAUGUGAAUUUUUAUCAGGACCUAUAAUACAAUCAAUAUUAUAUUGUCAACCAAAAAAUUAUCAUUUACAAAAAAUUAAUAAAAUUGGUAAAUAUUUAGAAAAUUUAUUAGAUGAAAAAGAAAUUCAAUUAACUAAAUGUAAAUUAGAUACAAAAAAUACAAUUACACAUAUGAAUCAAUUAACAAUCAAUGAUAAUACUAAAUAUAAUAAUAAUAAUACUAAUAAUACUAAUAAUAGUAAUAAUAAUAAUAAUGUAAUACAAACCAAUAAUCAACAAACUAAUGAACAAAUUAAUAAUACAAUGAUAUAUGCUGAAAUUUCAAUGAAAGAAAAACAAUUACAAUUAAUUAUAGAUGAAUAUGAAUAUUUAAGUAAAUUAAUAUAUAAUUAUAAUAAAUUACCGAAAUAUACUAAACCACCAAAUAAAGUGAAUAUAUUUUUAGAUUCAUCUAAUUCUAUAUUAAUUCGUAUAAGUCCACCAAAAUAUAAUACAUUGAAUGAUAAUAAUGAUGAUGUAAAUAAUUUCAAUGAUACUAAUAUUACUACUACUACUGAUAAUAAUAAUAGUAAUAUUGAUCAUGACAAUGAAUUAGAUCAUAGUUCCUGUGAAUCAACCGAUAUAGAAUUCAUUCAUGAUUCAUUAAAUGAAGGACGAAAAAUUAAUAAUGUACAUAAUAUUCAAUUAAAUAAUUUUAUUUUACGUUAUUGUAUAGAAUGGUCAACAUGUCCAAAAUUUUCUAAUAAUGAAGUAUAUCAUUGUUUAGUACAACCACCAAUUCGUAUUAUUAAACCAGAUAUAAAUAAUAUAAAACAAAAUCAAUAUAAUAUGAUACGUGUAGGUUUUUAUUGUUUAAAUAAUUUACCUGAAAAUAAAAUGAUAUUUAUACGUGUAUAUGCAUUUUCUAUACAAGGAUGGUCUGAACCAUGUUUAGCAUAUCCUAAUGGAUUAAUAUUAUCAUCAUGGAUUAAUAAUAAAAUAUGUGAACAAUAUCAAAUGAUAAUACAACGUGAUAUAUCAAUUUUACCAUAUACAAAAUAUGUUGGUUAUGCUUUAAAUAAAGAAAUUGAUACAUAUAAAAAUGAUUUAUUUAAACAACUUUAUUUAUGGACACAUAAUUUAUCUAUAAAUUCUAAUAUUACUUAUAAUACUAUAUCAAAUAUAUCAAUAAAUAAUUUCGAUGAAAUCAAUAAAAGAACACGAUCACCAUUAUUACAAAGAAAACGUUCAUUUAGAUUUCCAUUUAUAAAUAAAAGAUUAAAAUUUAUUAAACAAACUAAAUCUGGUAUUUAUUUAGCUAUCAUAUAUCAUACACCAUUAUAUACUACUAAUAAUAAUGAAUUUAAUAAAUAUAAAUAUAAAUCUAAAAUUUUAUUAGCUGAUGAUUCUAUACCAAUAAUAAAUAUUACACGUGAAGAUUAUACUAAUGAAUCAAUGUUAAUAUCUGAUUUUAAUUGGUUACAACGUAUUAUAUCUGAUACAUUUUUUAAUAUAGAUUUACAAUUUUUAUAUGAUCAUAUACCAAAUACAUCAUUUCCAACUAAUUUACAAUUACGUAUAAAAUUAUUAGAAAUAUUACAACAAUUAAAAUUAUUAUUAAAUACAUCAAAUCUUGGUAUUAUCUAUCCAGAAAUAAUACGUUUAAGAUCAAUUGAUUCAAAUUUAAUACAAUUAAAAUCAAUUAAAUUAGAUCAUUCUGAUUUAAUACAAGAACAAAUAAAUUCAUCAAAAGUAUCCAUAGCAACAAAUGAUUCCAUGACAACAAUCAAUAAUAUUAAUUAUGAUAAUAAUAAUAAUAAUUUUAAAACAACAUCAUGUUUUUUAUUUAUAUUACUUAAACGAAUUAAUCAUAUGAAUGAUAUUUUAUUAAAUAAUAAUAAUUUAAAAUGGUGUAAUAUUGAUAAAUUUUUAAAACAAAAUAAAAUUAAAUUAAAUAAAUUAUUUGAAAUACAAUCAAAUAAUGAUUAUUUAAAUUAUAAUCUAAUGACAAAUAUAACAAAAAAUUUAUUAUUAUCAACAUUAUAUUCACAUUUAUUAACUAUACGUGAUAAUCAUAUAUAUAUAUUACCUGAAUCACAAUUAAUUAUAAAUUUAGAUAUAUUAUUAAAUUAUUCUGAAUAUAAUAAAUCUAUAUUAGAUCCUGGUUUAUAUAUUGUAUUAUUACAAAUGAAAGCAAAUAUGGAUCAACAAGCAUUAAUAUUAAUAUCGAAUACAUCAUCUAUUAUACAUAUGUUACCAUAUGAAAAAAUUCGUAAUCGAUCUCAUGUUAGUAUGGAUGAAUGGUAUAGUUUAUGUAAAUUAAUUAAUAAAACGAAUGAAAAAAUUGAUAAUCAAUUUAUUGAUUUAAAAUAUACAAUAAAACGUUUUAUUAUACAAUUUAUAAAAUCAAUAAUUAAAUUAGCAAAUCGAUUAUGUUAUAAUAUUAAUGAUAUAAAAAAAUUUCGUAUAUUUUUACCAGAAAUAAUUAAAAUAUCACCAGUACAUUCAUUUAUUAUAUUAUUACCACCAAUAGAUCAAGUAUGUUUACCACCUACAUCAACUAAAUUACCACCAAAUAAUUGUUCAUGGAUAUCAAUGACAUAUUUUGAAAGACAUUUAGGUAUUAAUUAUGAUCCAUUAUUUCAUAAACCAAUACAACAAUUAAUUUCAUUUUUAGAAUUAAUUAUACCAUUAUCACAAUUUGCUCAAAGACAAUGUUUAAAAGAAUCAGAUUUAUUACAAUUAACUGAACGUACUCAAUCAUUACAAACAAUUCAAACAAAUUUAGAAAAUAUAUAUCAAUCUAAAAGAUGGUUAAGUGAAACAAUAUCAAUUGGACGUGAUCGUAAAAAAAUGUAUAAUUUUCAUAUUACUAUAGAACAAAUUAUAAAUGAAUAUAUUGAUAUAUUAAAACCAUAUUUAAUUAAAUCAAAUCUUGAAAAUUUAAAUAAUAAUGAAACAAUAAAUUUUAAUGAUGGAUCCAUUAUGUUAAAUACUGAAAAAACAGUGAAACCUAGAUCAUCAUCUGUACAUAGUGAAUUAUUUGAUACAACUGCUAUUACUGAACAAAUAGAUAGAAGUACAUUACCUUGUUCACCUACUGAACCAAAACAUAUUGGAAAAACUUCAGUAAUACAUGUUUAUGCAGAUUAUCCAACAGGUCUUACACCUGGGGUAUCAGUACGCCUCUUAAUCAAUAUGCGUACAACAGUUGGUGAAGUAAUUGAUACUGUAGUAAAACAAUUAUUGGAAACUGCGGAUAGAAAAAAUUUUAUAAUAACUGAAAAUAAUGAUUCACCAUCUGCAUUAAAUUCAUUUGACUUUACUCGAACUAAUAUAAAACAAAAUUUAGAAAAUCAUUUAUUCUGUUUAAUUGUAUCUGUUGGUCAACUUGAACGUUGUUUACCAAACACUGUACGUUUAGCUUUACUUAGAAAACCAUGGAGAUUUGGAAAAUUAACAAUUCGUCUUCUUAGUGAUUUAUCAAAAGAUAUUCAACAUCAAAUACCUUUAAAUACUAUUGAAUCUAAAAAUUCUUGUUUAUCCGAUCAAAUUGUAUCACCUUUAUUGACAGUUACUUUUGUUAAACCUAAUUUAAAACAGGCUAAUAUUAAUUCACCUCCAGAGAUUUUACAUUAA
Messenger RNA from Schistosoma margrebowiei, 5599 nucleotides. NCBI's taxonomy places the organism in Eukaryota, Metazoa, Platyhelminthes, Trematoda, Strigeidida, Schistosomatidae. The record is from the annotation of a GenBank genome assembly.